Molecule: messenger RNA, 1141 nt
Organism: Gossypium raimondii (Peruvian cotton)
Lineage: Eukaryota; Viridiplantae; Streptophyta; Magnoliopsida; Malvales; Malvaceae
Product: probable aquaporin PIP-type 7a
Exons: 4
Coding region: 87-1001 (304 amino acids)
Biological process (GO): transmembrane transport; response to water deprivation
Cellular component (GO): plasma membrane; vacuole; plasmodesma
Molecular function (GO): water channel activity
Source: RefSeq, a predicted model, not a curated record
CCCCCAUUAACUCACCAAAACCGUAGAGUUUUCUUCCCUUGGCUUACAAGUUCCAUUGUUUAUCAGAGCAAGAAAAAGAAGGGAAAAUGGAAGGGAAAGAAGAAGAUGUUAGACUGGGAGCUAACAAGUUCUCAGAAAGGCAACCUAUUGGGACAGCAGCUCAGUCCCAAGAUGAUAAGGAUUACACUGAGCCACCACCAGCACCCUUCUUUGAGCCUAGUGAGUUGACUUCAUGGUCGUUUUACCGAGCUGGAAUCGCUGAGUUCGUUGCUACUUUCCUAUUCUUGUACAUCUCGGUGUUGACUGUGAUGGGAGUUGUUAAGGACAAAACCAAGUGUACAACUGUUGGGAUUCAAGGGAUUGCUUGGGCUUUUGGUGGUAUGAUCUUUGCCCUUGUUUACUGCACUGCUGGUAUCUCAGGUGGUCAUAUCAAUCCGGCGGUGACAUUUGGGCUGUUCUUGGCAAGGAAAUUGUCUUUGACAAGGGCAAUAUUCUACAUGGUGAUGCAGUGCUUGGGAGCUAUAUGUGGGGCUGGUGUGGUUAAAGGGUUCAUGGGGAAGACAAGGUAUGGUGCUUUGGGUGGUGGAGCUAACUCUGUGAAUCAUGGCUACACCAAGGGAGAUGGGCUUGGUGCUGAAAUUGUUGGUACCUUUGUUCUUGUUUACACUGUGUUCUCAGCCACUGAUGCCAAGCGCAGUGCCAGAGACUCUCACGUCCCUAUUUUGGCACCAUUGCCAAUUGGGUUCGCAGUGUUCUUGGUACACUUAGCCACCAUCCCAAUCACAGGAACUGGUAUUAACCCAGCUCGUAGCCUUGGUGCGGCCAUCAUUUUCAACAAGGACAAGGGAUGGGAUGACCAUGUAAUGGAUUUUCUGGGUGGGUCCAUUCAUUGGUGCAGCACUAGCAGCACUUUACCACGUUGUUGUGAUCAGAGCCAUUCCUUUCAAAUCAAAAUGAUCUACAUUAUCAAUGGUCAUGAUCAUAUGAUUUCAAGAAAGUGAAAGUUCCACUCAUGCACCCUUUCAGUUUGUUUUUCCAUUUUUCUUUUGUUUGCAUGCCUCUUGUAUUUGGAUGUAAGAAUCUGUAAUAUAUUGCUCCAAUUUAAGUAAAGUCCAAUAUAAAUUUGCUCUCUUUCAAAGAA